Messenger RNA from Daphnia magna, 3800 nucleotides. RefSeq names its product dopamine D2-like receptor (gene Dop2R). Bases 492 to 2906 code for a protein of 804 amino acids. Gene Ontology annotation, biological process: adenylate cyclase-activating adrenergic receptor signaling pathway. NCBI's taxonomy places the organism in Eukaryota, Metazoa, Arthropoda, Branchiopoda, Diplostraca, Daphniidae. Gene Ontology annotation, cellular component: membrane. The record is from RefSeq and is a predicted model, not a curated record. Gene Ontology annotation, molecular function: melanocortin receptor activity; dopamine neurotransmitter receptor activity, coupled via Gi/Go. The transcript is spliced from 8 exons.
CCAAGGAAGGAAGAGGGGUGCCCUCAACAAGAUAUAGAAACCCAGUGCGGAUUGUGUAGGACGUGCAGUCGCAUCUUCGCUUCCGUCGCCCUGCGUCGCUCACAGCCCCGAUUGUUCCUAAUCGAGUUGCUCGCUUUGUGCCGCCUAUAUCCAUGACGAUGGAGAGUAGCUGAUUGCGUUCCACAUCGCGUCCGCCGGUCUCACAGUGGAACAUCUGCGGGGGUCAUACAAAAGCCGACGAAAUCAUCGUGAAAGUGGUUUGCAAUUAUGAUUUGGUGCCAACAAUUCGAAAGAGAAUCGAAAAAUGUGAAUGCGAACGUCGAUCGUUUUGCCUUUUUGGAGCCAUGGAAUCGGUCGGGAUGUACACGGAAGACUUCCAACGGCUCACGAUCUAAAAAUUGGUCGAGUGUUUUUUUUUUUUAUUGUAUUAUUAUUGUCAAGUUCCAGAGUGUCAAGUUCAACUGCUUCUUUCGGAAUACACGCGGAAAGUGAUGAUAGCCAUGGAGAGCCUGACGACAGCGGCGGCCGCGUUCGCGGACACGACGACGGCUACGGUGACGUCGGUCGUCGUUCCAGUGACAGCGUCCAGCACAAAACGCUAUUCAUCUAAAAUGGCCAGAAUUCAAGGCUACGUCGUGCGCGGCGUGACGGCAGCCAAACCGGCACCGGCCGACGGCGACCCGUCGGCCGGUUCGUUCGCAUUCAACACCAAACGAAGCGCGCUGCGUCUUGUUCGACCUACCGUGGCCGGUCGGCCAGCCAUGAUGGGUCGGGCCAGCACCAGUAGCGUUUAUUACCCCAAAACGCCUCACGACACGCACAACAGUCACAUCAAUAGUGUCCACUCGUCCGGCGGGAGCGGCAACAGCGGCACGACGCUCUCCGAUUGGACGCUCCAUCACAGGGAGAGGACGGCCAACAAUCGAAGCGAAUCCAACUGGCUGGGCUCCAUGACGGAGCUGUUGAACAGCACGACCACCACCUGGCGGGAUGCGUCGUCCUACCUGAACAGCACAACACACUUGCCGGCCGGCUGCGUUCUGAACGGCACGUCCGGUGCGCCAAGCCGCAUCUGCCUGACAGCGGACGACGAGUUGUCCAACUACACCAACGGCACACUCAACGGAUACGAUGACGACAUGGAAGCCAAAAACUUCUGGGCUCUUUUGCUCUUCUUAUUCCCGUUGUUGACCGUCUUCGGCAAUGUCCUCGUCAUCUUGAGCGUGUAUCGCGAGAGAGCCCUGCAGACGGCCACCAACUACUUCAUCAUCAGUUUGGCCAUUGCCGACUUACUUGUCGCUACGCUGGUCAUGCCGUUCGCCGUUUACGUCACGGUGAACGCCAAAUGGGAUCUCCUGGACGUCGUCUGCGACUUUUACAUCGCCAUGGACGUGACGUGCAGCACCUCGUCCAUCCUCAACUUGGUGGCCAUCAGCAUUGACAGGUAUAUUGCGGUGACUCAGCCGCUCAAGUACGCCCGUCACAAGAACCACAAGCGGGUGUGGCUGACCAUCGGACUCGUGUGGGCCAUUUCGGCUGCUAUCGGCUUACCCAUCACCCUCGGAUUGAACAACACGGAGCGACGCAUCUCGACCGAUUGCGCCUUUUACAACGAGGAUUUCGUCAUUUAUUCGUCCCUCUCUUCGUUCUACAUUCCGUGCAUCAUCAUGGUCUUCCUUUACUAUCAAAUUUUCAAGGGCAUUCGGGAAAGGGCGAAGAGGGCGACAGCCAAUCGCAAGCCUCAACACGCCCACCUGAUGGACAAUUUAGCUCCUCACACGAAGCGGCUGGCCGAGACGGCCAUCGGCGGGCCGCCGCCGAUGGCUGGCAAUCAGCAACAGCAGAGGGUGCACGUCAACGCCGUGGCCGUGGCCAAAGGCAACGCUGCUUGCGACACGGCCAGCGUAGCGGAUACGAGUCCAUCUAACGCGGGAGCUCUGGCCGGCUCGCUGCUGUCGUCCGCACCGGCCGUCACGCUGGCCAAGACGACUCUACUCGGCCGAAACGCGUCCAUGACGAUGAAACACGGCAGCCUCUUCGACGAGGACAAAGCGACCGACCAGGGCAGCGGCAGCCAAGACGAUGACGAUGACGACGAUAACAAUGGCGAAGAAUGGGCAGAAGAAGGAAGUAAUAGCGGCCUGCCCAGGGACAUUUCCACCGAGUUUAUGCUGGCCGCCAAACAGCAGCAGAAAGACAUGGCCAACGCCCAUCUCGGGAACAAGGUGCCUGCGUCGGGACUGGCGUCGACGACGCUGCUGUUAACGACGACAACAACGACGGUCGCCGCGGCGACGGCGUCCACUGUGACCGGUCUGAGCAACGGCGACUCGAAUUAUAACAAUCAGCCGCAGGCGACGGGCUCGCUCGGCCAUUCGCUCCUCACCGACGGCGUCUCUUGCCUCUCCUUGCCCACCAGUCAGCCGGCCACUUCCAAGAAAAUCAAGCAACAAAGAGGUAAAGCAAACAGGAGCGGAGGUAGCAGUUGCGGAGUGGAUUCGACGGCCUGCACGCCGCCUAGCGGUAGUGGCAACGGUGGCGGCAAUGGCGCUGACAAAGAGAGCAAACAAUAUCAAACGGCCGGUUCCAGGUUCACCAUUUACAAAGUGAACAAGGCCAGCCGCAAGAAACGUGAAAAAUCAUCGGCUAAAAAAGAACGAAAGGCAACCAAAACGCUCGCCAUUGUCCUCGGCGUGUUCCUAAUCUGUUGGGUGCCGUUCUUCACGUGCAACAUCAUGGACGCCAUUUGCACGAAAUUCGAACGCGACUGUCAGCCGGGCGGAACGGCUUUCCAGCUGACCACUUGGUUGGGCUACGUCAAUUCGUUCAUCAAUCCUGUCAUUUACACCAUUUUCAACCUCGAGUUCCGUAAAGCCUUCAAGCGCAUCCUCGUCUGUGCUGAUUGAAAGUCCCCAACCUUCUUUUUUUUUUGUUAUUAAAUAAAAUUAAGUCCGCCAUUUUCUUUUUCGUUUUCUUCAUCAACUGUUGCGAUAGCGCCAAUUUAAAAAAAGAAUUACCGUCUCAAAUCAAAUGAAACACUAAAAUAAAAAUUUCUAUUUAUUUAAUUGCUGUAAUAAAAGCGAUAUUUAGAAAAAAAACAAAAAUUUAAUUAGUUCGGCCAAUGUUGACCGAGGGCGCUCCGAUCAUCUGUUAUGUAUUUAUUUAAAUAAUAGAGCCAUAAAAAAAAUUUUAUCAAAUGCCGAUAUGUGCAUGCAUCGUUGCUCAUAUUUCCACUUCGUGACUAUUACUGUUAAUUAUUCUUGUUUAAUUUUAUGCAUAAAUUUUCCUUUUUUUUAUUAUGCAUAUGCUGUGUUAAUUAACUAUUUUUUUCAAUUAAAUUUUAUUUUUAUUUUUCAAUUUUUUCGUUUGCUUUGAUUUGAUUUUCUUCGGUUCCCCGCGGGAGGUCGAAAUCGAUCACUCUUCGCUUCCAUUAUCGAUGUACUGCUAAGAAUCGAUUGAUAGUCCCUUCCAAUUUUGUUUUGCCAUUCACCAUUUGUCGCCACACCUCCCAAUGGCCGUUCACCUGUUCUGCUGCGUUCCUUUUCACGUUCGACGUGUGUGUGUGUGUGUGUGUGUGUGUGUGUAUUUUUCUACAAUAAUUCCCCAUUCUGUUUUUGUUUUCUGGCUAUGCGCAUGAUCUUCUAUAAGGCUGUAUUUCCCCCUUAAACCAUCGACCGAUUGUGAAACAGAAAUUGAAACAACAAUCCUCUUCCCCCCCCCCUUCCCCCUCAUACGUUUGUAUAGAUUUAUAAAUAAUGUGAACAAAUGUGUUAUUGAAUAAACGAUGCGUUUUAAUGGCG